Cynoglossus semilaevis (tongue sole) is the source of this 2513-nucleotide messenger RNA. Its product is annotated as probable E3 ubiquitin-protein ligase TRIML1. NCBI's taxonomy places the organism in Eukaryota, Metazoa, Chordata, Actinopteri, Pleuronectiformes, Cynoglossidae. The transcript is spliced from 5 exons. The coding region runs from base 796 to 1941 and encodes 381 amino acids. Gene Ontology annotation, molecular function: protein binding. The record is from RefSeq and is a predicted model, not a curated record.
UCUUUUGCAACCAAGCAGAUAGUGCCUAUUCUGACCUUUGUGAGCAUCGAUCGGAGCCAAAACGCAAAUAUUUACAGUAUAAAGGCACAGGCUGCAGAUUAUUGUUCAUAUCCAACAACAUAUGCCCUACAGUUUGAACGCUCUAAGGAGAAAUUAGUGUUUGCAUUUAAAUCACACUUUAGGAAAAUAAAAGCACCAUAGCCAUUAUAAGCUAAUAACAAGGUUGUAUUAUCAUAACUCAAUUAUUUGACAGAUUAUUUAUAAAGAUGGAUGUAGCUCUAUGGCUGCAGCUGGUGGUUGCUCAGUUAACUGAAGGGUAAACUGCCUCCCCUGUGGCUGCUGCCAAAGUCAGUGGUGUCUGUAGGUUUGCAAAGAUUUGAUUCACUCCAUUCUUUGUACCUUUGACACUAGACAUUUUACCUUGUUGAUUUUAGACUAAAACGGCCACAUACCAAACUAUAAUCAUUUCCCUUUGAGACUACUCAACUACAUUUACUUCCUGUUAAGUAUUUGUAGGCCUAAACGACAGUAAAACUGUAUUCAGUAUGCUUUUCGUCAGAAAAAAAAGUCAAACACAGUAGAUACAAAUUUUUUCUUGAAUGUUGAGGAUUGUGGGUUUUUUUUACAAGAACUGAUGCCACUUAAAUAUAAAAGCAACCCUCUUUACUGUGGUCAGGUUUCACUAACGGCUGAGGAUUAAAUACAUUUUUCCUAUGGAAUACAGGAAAAGCUAAAUUAUGCUACAUACAUUUUUGCCUUUGAAACAAAAAAGAUUGUUGUACCUGAAACUACUGUAUGUCAUUCACAAAAACUGUCUGCAACCUCGAUUCCCAGGAGAUGUUAGAAAAGCACCAGGAGUGUCUAAAGACGCAGAGGGAAGCAGUCAAAUACCGGCUGAAAAAACUGGCAGCACGUCAGUUAGAAAUCACAAAAAAGUCCUCAGUGAUAAAGGAGAGCAUUGUAAGGAAAUACCAGGAGUUCCAAGCCAUCCUGGACGCGGACUUGAAGUUGACCCUGUCCCACCUGGAGAUGGAGGAACGGGCUGCAGUGUCUGCUCUGGAGGGACAUAUGGAGAAGAACUGGUCUCUUAUCCAGUCCAUUGAGCAGGACCUGGUCAGACUCACUGUGGCAAUAGACCAGAUUGUCAAAGAACGUAAUGUGAUGUCUUGCUUUUCUUACUUUGAGCUGCAAGACAUGGAGAGAGGUGACAGAGUCAUCGAAGUUCUGAGCAAGACAGACCCAAGCUGUGUGAGACUGGAUGAGGCUAAAGCUGAACAGAUUCUCCAUCUCACCAACAACAUGCAUCAGUUCAUCUGCUCACAGACGCCUAUAAUAAAGAAACUCAUCAAGAGCUAUUCCAGUGAAGUUUGUCUGGAUCAGGAAACCGCACAUCCAAGGCUGGUCAUUUCAAACAAAUGUGACAGCGCCACCUACACCGAGACAUGGCAGCAGCAUGAGGACAACCCCAAACGCUUCGACACCACCCUUAAUGUCAUCAGUUUGCAAGCCUUCAGCUUUGGUCGCCAUUACUGGGAAAUAGAUGUGACUGGGAAGACUUACUGGGAGCUGGGUGUAACUUACCCCACUAUUCCUCGUAAGGGUUCCACUGAGGAUUGCUGGCUCGGCCGAGGAGAGGAGUCUUGGUGUGUGGAGUUCUUUGAAGGGGAAUAUACAGCGUGGCAUGGAGGAGUUCCCCAUCAACUACCUUUCACAGAGUGUUUCUGUCAGAUUGGGGUUCUUUGUAGUUUCCCUGCAGGGUUGGUGACGUUCCUGGAGGCAGAGCAAAUGACUCCGCUGUUUUCAUUCUGUGCAGGAACCUUUACAGACUGCCUGCAUUUGGCACUGUGUCCUGGUCAUGACCAUGGUGGAACCAAUGCUAAGCCUAUGGUAAUCUGCAAUGUUGCAUCUCCUACUAACGAUAAUGCAUCACAACUCAAUUAGCUAAUUAGCAAAAGUGUGGACUCGAGUCACAUGACCUUGACUCGAGUUAGACUCAUGUCAUGACUUUGGACUCAACUUGACAAAGAGUGAAAAGACUUGCAAGUGGACUUGGACUUUAUCAUCAGUUACUUGUGAUUUUACUUGAUCUUGAGUGUUUUGACUUAAAAAGACUUUUCUGCGGCUGUAUAGACACUUGAAAUGAAAGAAUGAAUCAAUGCGGUGGGGCAUAGUGGUUCCAUAAUGUUGUGUUCGCAUGCCUGCCUUGGAAGCAGAGAUGUUUUUAAAAUGGUUUACUUGAUUGGAAACAAGACGAACAUAGUGGAGUGGAGUGUAGUGGUUAGCAUGUAUGCGUUGGACUCAGAAAGCAGAUGAUCUUCACAUCUUAACAAAAAGUCAUGCUAAAUUUUUAUUUUUUCGAGAAAUUGUGAAAAAAAGCUUGUUUUGCAGCACUUCAAUUUAAGGAGAAACAUGCAGACAUCCAUCCAUCCAUCCAUUUUCAUCCGCUUAUCCGCUUAUCCGUCGCGGGGGCAGCAGUCGCCACCCAAAUCACACUGCACCGUACCAACUCCCCA